GAGGUCAAGGCUAAGACAUUUGAGUUUUGAGUUUUGAAUUGCAGUCCUCUGACAGUAAGAAGAAUACGAAGUGCAUGUUAGUGUUACAGGCAAAUGAAAUGAGCAUCUUUAAGAUGAAGACUCUUCCUUGAAACCUUGGAAACUGAACAAUGUCGAAGGCCAUUCUUUCUCGAAUCAAACCACGUCACCGCCCCAAAGCCUCCCACUUUCUCCCUCCACGUAUCGCCAACCUCGUUUUCGACGUCAUCCGAAUCCUCAGAACCCACCCAUCGAACGAUUCCCUCGAAUCCCGUUUCGCCCAAUCCGAGGUUCCCGUUUCCGACGUUGCCCACUUCGUCAUCGACCGAAUCCACGACGCAGAACUUGCAUUGAAGUUCUUCGAUUGGGCUUCCACCCGACCCUUCUCUUCUCCUCUCAAUGAGGUUGCUCGUUCUUCUCUUCUCAAGCUCUUGGCCAGGUUCAGAGUCUUCUCGGAGAUCGAGUCCGUCUUGGAGAACAUGAAAGCCCAACACUUGAACCCUACCCGUGAAGCACUCAGCGCUCUGAUUCUUGCAUAUGCAGAAUCUGGGUCCAUUGAUAGGGCCCUUCUGUUGUUCCAUACACUGCGUGAAAUGCAUAAUUGUUUCCCCAGUGUUGUUUCCAGCAAUGCGUUGCUGAAUGGUUUAGUGAAAAGCGGGAAAGUUGAUGUUGCGCUUCAGCUGUAUGAUAAAAUGCUUCAAACAGAUGAUGGUGCUUGCGCGGUUGUGGACAACUACAGCACCUCCAUAGUGGUGAAGGGUCUAUGCAAGAUGGGGAAAAUGGAAGAAGGUAGGAGGUUCAUUAAGGAUAGAUGGGGAAAGGGUUGUGUGCCACAUGUGGUGUUUUAUAAUAUGAUUAUAGAUGGCUAUUGCAAGAAGGGUGAUCUCCAAGGUGCAACUAGAGUUCUCAAGGAGUUGAAAAUGAAGGGGGUUUUGCCGACAGUACAAACUUACGGGGCUUUGAUCAAUGGAUUUUGCAAGGUAGGGGAGUUUGACGCAGUUGAUCAACUUCUGACAGAAAUGGUUGCAAGGGGCUUGAAUGUGAAUGUAAAAGUGUUUAAUAAUAUUAUUGAUUCUCAAUACAAGCGGGGUUUGGUAUCUAAAGCGGCUGAGACGAUGAUUAGGAUGGCUGAGAUGGGUUGUGAGCCGGAUAUUACAACUUACAAUGUGAUGAUUAACUUUUCAUGUAAAGGUGGAAGGAUUAAAGAAGCUGAUGAACUCAUAGAGAAGGCAAAAGAAAGGGGAUUGCUGCCUAAUAAGUUUAGUUAUACCCCCCUCAUGCAUGCUUAUUGCAAACAAGGGGAUUAUGUUAAGGCAUCGAAUAUGCUUUUUAGGAUUGCUGAAAUAGGAGAAAAACCGGACUUGGUUUCUUAUGGAGCUUUUAUCCACGGAGUUGUUGUUGCUGGGGAAAUUGAUGUUGCACUGAUGGUCAGAGAGAAAAUGAUGGAGAGGGAUGUAUUUCCUGAUGCUCAAAUUUACAAUGUUUUGAUGAGUGGUCUCUGCAAGAAAGGGAGGUUUCCUGCCAGCAAACUACUUCUUUCAGAAAUGCUUGAUCGAAAUGUUCCACCGGAUGCAUAUGUUUAUGCCACCUUGAUAGACGGGUUUAUUAGAAAUGGUGAACUUAAUGAGGCAAUUAAGCUUUUUGAACUCAUAAUUGGAAAGGGUAUGGACCCUGGCAUUGUCGGUUAUAAUGCCAUGAUCAAAGGUUUCUGUAAACUCGGAAAGAUGACAGAUGCUUUGUCAUGCUUAAACAAGAUGGAAAGUGUUCACCAUGCUCCAGAUGAAUACACAUAUUCCACAAUUAUAGAUGGAUAUGUAAAACAACAUGACUUGAGUAGUGCACUCAAGAUGUUUGGGCAAAUGAUGAAAGAUAAAAUCAAGCCAAAUGUGAUCACCUACACCUCUUUGAUCAAUGGAUUCUGCAUGAGAGCAGAUAUGAUCAGAGCUGAAAAAGUUUUCAGAGGGAUGAAAUCUUUCAAUUUGGAGCCUAAUGUUGUCACAUACACGGUACUAGUUGGGGGUUUCUUUAAGGCCGGUAAACCUAAAAAAGCAACGUCCAUUUUUGAGCUAAUGUUGAUGAACAGUUGUCUUCCAAAUGAUGCUACAUUCCAUUACCUGAUAAAUGGUUUAACAAAUACUACACCUAGUUCAGAUCUUAUUGGCAAAAAUGAGUCUGAAGAAAACGAGAGAUCCUUGAUUUUGGAUUUCUUCGCAAUGAUGAUUUUGGAUGGAUGGGAGCAAGUGAUUGCUGCUUAUAAUUCUGUUAUUAUUUGUCUUUGUAAGCAUGGAAUGGUUGACACUGCCCAAUUAUUGCAAACUAAAAUGCUGAAUAAGGGGUUUCUUAUAGAUUCUGUAUGUUUCACUGCUCUGCUACAUGGCUUAUUCCAAAAAGGAAAAUCAAAAGAAUGGAGAAAUAUCAUAUCCUGUGAUCUGAAUAACAUUGAACUCCAAACUGCUCUUAAAUAUUCCCUGACAUUAGACAAAUACCUAUAUCGGGGAAGGCUCUCAGAGGCUUCAGUUAUUUUGCAGACCUUGAUUGAAGACUCCAAGUUUUCUGAUCUACCGGAGAAAGAUCAAAAUGUUGUAGAAAAAUAGAGUUAGGAAAUUCCCGUGCAUCAGGAAAUUCUAUAAACUAAAGAAGUCAAACAACAAUUCAGUCUCAUGUAUGAAUGUAUAUGUAAGGUGAUCUAUAUAUAAUUUAAAAAAGACAUGCCGAUUUUUUUCUCCUGAAUUCCAUUAAACUUCUUGACGACAGUGCACAUCAAAGACACAGUGCAAAUUAUCUUCAGACAAGCAUUUUACAAAGAGGAGUUUGAAUUGAUAUGAUUUGUAGUUACACGGUAUGCAUUGCAUGAAGGUUUACUUUCCUUCCAAUGGAAGCAUCACGAGCGUGUGUAAUAUUUAUAUACAAAUGUUUGAAAAUUGACAUUUCGUUAGUCUGAUGCAGUCAUUAUUAGCUUUGGAAGCUGUCCAGUUCCUUCCCAGUUACCACCAUAGAAGGAAAAUUUCCCUGACAUUUAUAACACGACCCUAAGGUUAUUUCUUUGGGUUUUGGUAGUUCACUUGUCAUAUUGGGGAAAGUACUUCAACAUGAUAAUAUAUUUCAGGUUUAGUAUUUAUGAUAAUAUGUCCCCUCUGAUAUAUUAUUUGCUGUUUGAGUGGCUUCUUUGACCCCUUGUCCACUUUCCCAUGGCACGAGCAUUAUUGCAGCAAGCUAGAGACACAAAAUAGUUUCUGAGUCAUGGCACUGGAACAUUGUUGAGAUUUCCGUUGAAGUACUUUUGUUAUA
Messenger RNA from Cajanus cajan (pigeon pea), 3306 nucleotides. RefSeq names its product Pentatricopeptide repeat (PPR) superfamily protein. Gene Ontology annotation, molecular function: protein binding. Lineage: Eukaryota; Viridiplantae; Streptophyta; Magnoliopsida; Fabales; Fabaceae. The record is from RefSeq and is a predicted model, not a curated record.